Messenger RNA from Brassicogethes aeneus, 2029 nucleotides. The record is from the annotation of a GenBank genome assembly. Lineage: Eukaryota; Metazoa; Arthropoda; Insecta; Coleoptera; Nitidulidae.
CCUAACGUCACUUUAUUUUUGUCAAAACUAUUAUAAAAUCAUAUAAGAUCACAUUAUUUGUAAUGAAUGCAAACAAAAAGAAAAUAUAAAAUCCAACCCAUCCUGUUCUUGAUACAAUGACCGAAUCGUCAAAAUCAAGCGUUAGAGUCAAUACAAAGCCGGUUAAUGUGUUUUACGUUUGGUAUUCAGAACUGUGUCGACGAUUAAACAGCAACCCAGCCCCCACUGUGAAACCUGCGAAGUAUAAGUCAAAAACUGUAUUGGACUUUGUGGCUGAUAGAUUGAAGUUCGAGGAGUGGAGUCCUGUUAUAAAUGCCCUUAGACACGACACAAGUCUGCACGUUAUCAAUAUAAGAAGCAGGAUAGGAAAUUGCCAGUUUUUACAUGACAUAGACACCGAAGAAAAAGCCCGUAAACUAAAGCGAAGGUACGGAGUAUUGUGGACAGCUUUUAUCCUAAAAAAUCUACUCAGAUCUAUAUCCUGCUCCAUUAAAAACACCCAAGUCCUAACUUGUCUUGAACUUGAUGGUUUGCCUAUGUUUAGUCAAUAUUUAGAACCUUUGCUACAAGCAUUAAAGAAAAACAACACUGUAAAAUCGUUGUCACUGGCAAAUUGCGUUAUAAAUGAUUCCGGUUGUGAACUGAUGUGUGCCUAUUUAAGAUUUACACCCAACGUAGAAGUAAUAAAUUUAUCUGGUUGCGGACUUACGGCUGAAAGUGGUGCCCACAUCGCCAAGCUCGUCAAACAUCAACAAAUUAACAGGUACUGCGAAAGCUGGCACAGAUCCCUGCGUUAUGAAGAUCCUGACAGCAGCAUUAUGCGAGGUUUAAAAAGACUUACUCUAAAUCGCAAUCCUUUAAUGGGAAACGAAGGCAUUUGUUACAUUUUAAAAGAACUUGAAGAUGAUUUGUGGAUAAAAGCGCUGGACAUGCAGAAAUGUGGCAUCACCGACGAUGUGGCCCAAAAAAUUGUAGAGUUAUUAGAUUAUAGUAAAUCAUUAGAAAUUAUAGACAUAAGACAGAAUGAGGGCGUAAAUAUACAAACAAUCGAGAAAAUUUUACAGUUGCUCAAACAGAAACAGCUUAGCGGUUAUGAGCCAGAGUAUCAAUGGUGCGAUACAGCCUUAUCGUUGUCUUUAAAUACAGCAAGAUCUUCCAAUAUAUCCUGCGUUGAAAAUAGUAUGGUGAAACCAAGCAAAACCAGUGUAUUAUUUAGGCCUUUACGAAAAAGUAAAACUGUUGAAAGUGUAUCAGAAAAAAAUGACGAAGCAAAGAAACAAAUACUAAAGCUUAACUCUCAGUUGGAAAGGGAAAUAACUAAGCGGAAGGCAACAGAAAAGAAAAAUUUAGAAUUGAAGAAAAGCUUAAAUGAAUUUAAAUGUGCUAGCACUACAAAAUGCACAGCACCAAAAACUAAAGGAAACUUUAAAACGGUUAUAAGUGUUAUUGAAAAAUUAAAACCAGUACGAAAUUCAGUCCCAAUGCUUAAAAAUGUAGAUAAUUUGGAAAUCAAGCCACCUAGAAAUACCAUAUUUACCAGCACCUCUAAUGUUAAUAGAAAUCAAGAUCAGUUAAAAAAUGGUUUGAGAAGCAAAUUAGAUCACGGGGAUGUGGGUCAGAAUAACAAGAUAUUAAAAAAUGGGGAAAUUAGGCCACAGAAAAACGGUUUUAUAAAAAAUGGGUAUAACGGUUUUUCACAACCAAAUGGCUACAACAACGCCUCUAAUAUCUUCGAACAGCUAAUAAAAAGUUCUACAGUUAUUGAUGAUGUAGUUGAUGAGGAUGAAGAAUUUCUGGAACUUCUAAAAGCUCCAGACAAGUAUAAAACUAACAAUUGUAAUGAACUUUCAUCCAGUCAGACCUCCCUAUAUAAUUUUAUUGAGGAGUUAAAGUCAACGAAUAGUAUAAACCCCACACAUAAACCAAGCACAAAUCACCCAAAAUAAAUAAUAGUUUUGUGCAUUAUCAUAGAAAUAAGCCAUUUAUAGAGAAAUAUGUGUUGCGUAAAAUAAAAAUGAUACAUUUUCCA